Stylonychia lemnae is the source of this 1020-nucleotide messenger RNA. NCBI's taxonomy places the organism in Eukaryota, Ciliophora, Spirotrichea, Sporadotrichida, Oxytrichidae. The record is from the annotation of a GenBank genome assembly.
AUGGGGAGUAAAGUAAGAGAACUUCAACAUCAGAAUGUAAACUAAGCUAAAGCAGAUUCUGAAUUAAUCAACAGAUUCGAAAGAACUCAUGGUUCCAACCUUGAAAUGUUUAUGCCUAAAAAACCUCCUCUCUAAGCCUUUAAUUCAGCAAGAGGUUCAUUUAUUUCAAACUAGUGUAAUAGUCCAUCAGGCGGAGCUUGGGAAAAUCUUAUUGAGAAAACUUAAAAUAAUCAACUUAGCCAAACAAUGAAAAGAGGUGAUUAUGCUCUUUCUAGCAGAAGAGAGUCAGAAAGAGUCAAUGCCUGUCGUACAUUAGAUCCACAAAGAUAAGAAGUAGAUAUAAAUCUCUAAAAUAAUAAAGUGACAGGAUGCUCUAGAUAGAGAAAUGAAAGGAAUUACUACAGCACUUUUAAAAUUUCAGAACAAAACAAUAAACUACCUCCUAAAAAUCCAAAUAAGACCACCAAGUCAAAUAUUGAGACUCAAUCAUCAUUAAUAAUUGGAAGCCAGUAGAACACUGUUCUAAGAGAUAAGGCGCUAGGGGGAGAUUGUUCUAAAAAUAGCAGCUAAGUUAUAAAGAAUAUGAGAGACUUCAGAAGUUCGAUAGAUUGCCUUCCUGGAAGUACCACAUGUGUCACAGCAAGGAACAGCCAUAAUUCUAAUAAAGAAAACAUUAACCCUUAAAUUUCAAGAGGACUUGCAACCUCUGUUGAAAGAGAAGAUAUGGGCAUUGUUCCCAGGGAGAGAUUGAGGUCAGCAAAGACUUAUGAUAGAUCUAUGGUACAAAUAAAUCCAGUUACAUACACCAAUAUUACAUAUUAAAACCAGCCUAAAGCCGAAUAAGAUAGACCUUAUGAGAAAGGGACAAAGAAGUUUUGGGAUAAGACAAUGGAAAUAAAGUAGUAAAGUAGUCUCAAUAAGGCAAAGAAAGAACAAGAGGUUGUUCCAUAGUGCUUCUCUAAAGGAAGAAAACCAAUGGAGAUAAGAGAUGCAUUCAGAAGUCAGAUAUAAUUUGUUUGA